Molecule: messenger RNA, 2955 nt
Organism: Seriola dumerili (greater amberjack)
Lineage: Eukaryota; Metazoa; Chordata; Actinopteri; Carangiformes; Carangidae
Gene: tspan4a
Product: tetraspanin 4
Exons: 7
Coding region: 1435-2409 (324 amino acids)
Cellular component (GO): membrane
Source: RefSeq, a predicted model, not a curated record
CUUGUGCGCGUAGUGGAGAGAGCGUCGGAGCUCGUGAAAGAAGGGAGGAAAGAAAAAGGGAGGAGGAGGAGGAGGUGGGGAACAGAGAGAGAAAGAGAACAGGAGCUUGAGAAGAGAAGGAGGGAGGGAGCUUCAGGCAGCGAGGCUGGACUACCGCUCAAACACUGCAGUCUUUCUUUCUGCUUCUCUGAGGAAGCUGUCUUUCUUUUCUCCCUGCCCGUCUCUCCUUCCUGCUCCUUCCUCUCCUGCUGCUCGGCCAUGACCCCGAUGGACACCUUCAUCUCCCUGCCCACCUAGAGAAGAGGAGAGAGGCGCUGUAGCGGAGGAGGGAGAGAGAGAGAGACAAGAAGAGGGGACACCGCACACUUUGCCUCACUGAUGAGACUCUGGAAAUUAAUUAAACGCCGUCAGCACAGAGGAGGCAGAGCAGAGAGGGGCUCAGAGUGAGGUGCAGGAGGAGGAUAAGAGAAGAGUUGAAGAGGGUGAAUUGGUAGAUGUGUGAAGAACAGGCUGGUGAGGGAGGUGGAGCAGCCCCCAGACACUUUUCAGAGACAAAUCGGACAAGUUAGGGCAGAGGUAAAAUAAGCAAGGAGGAAAUUGUGCAAGGCAGGAAUUCAACAGGGACACUGAUUCAAGAAGCGCACAAGCUAUCCAUCCUCUCAUGCUUCUUUUCAAUCCUCCUCUCACGCUCAGAACGCCGUCCUUCCCUCCUUCCCUCCCAUCUCCUCGUCUUCUUUCGCUCUUUUUCAUUUUAUUAUUUUUUUUUGCAUGUCAGCAAAAGUACAUCGGCUGCCACGACCACAUGCUGAACACUCAGACACGACUUGAGCAUAGCUUUUCAUCCUCAGCGGAUGUGUGAGCAUUUACCGAGUAGGAGGAGCUGAUUGGCCGAGGCAGGGGCGCUGUUACCUCCCGGCGGAGAGCACCUGCUCGGGAAUCUCUCAUGAGACCAGGUAGGACGUUUCUGGAUGGUUUUGCCGACGCGGAGCAGCUGGAGAGGUCGAGCUGAAGCCCUCCAGUCGUUUACCUGAUUGAACCGUUGCGAGAUGAAACUGCAAACCAUCUUAUCUCUAAAGAGCAUGACACCUGUGCCGGAGGGAUUACAGAGGGGGGAACAGGGUUGUGCAGAUGUGCGUGUGUGUGUUGGGAUUAUGUCCUAAAUACACAGAAUUACACAGGCGUUGCAGCAGGAUUAUGCAAACUCUCCUGCUGAAUAUUGUGGCACUAUAGGAUUAAACAGAGGGACAAGUCGAGUGAACGGCAGUACAUGAUCUCCCACAGAUUAACUCCGGUCACACUUGGUAAUAAUUAAAUCAGCAGUUCCAGGGUUCAGUUACUUUGAGCUAAAGUGCCGACAGGUAGAAUCACCUCUGAGUGGAAUAACUUCUGCCCCUCAGUCCGUUCAGACUCUUAAAGACUCAUCCAGCUUCCAUAAUGAGACGCUCCAGCACGGAUGAGACUCCGUACCGGCGCAGUCCAUCUUUGGACAGUAAGCCCGACACGCCGCCGUUCACUUCUGGCUUCCACCGCUUCAGUGGAGAGUUUGAGUAUAAACGGCCGCCGUUCGCGUUUGGCUUCCACACGACAAAGGGGCCGCAAACGUCCAAGGGGCGCUACGCCCAGGGGAAGAAGUAUGUGGUGUUUUACCUGGACCUCUCCUUCAUAUUCCUCCUAGAACUGCGGCGCUGCAGGAUGGCCGAGGGUUGCAUGAUGGCCCUGCGAUAUGGAAUGGUCUUCUUCAAUCUGCUCUUCUGGCUGGGAGGAUGCGGCAUACUGGGUGUGGGAGUCUGGCUCUCGGUGACCCAGGGAAACUUUGCCACCCUGUCAUCAUCCCUUCCCUCCCUGUCAGCGGCCAACCUGCUCAUCGCCGUGGGGACCAUCAUCAUGGUGAUUGGCUGUCUGGGCUGCGUGGGAGCUGUCAAGGAGAGCCGUCCUCUGCUGCUGACGUUCUUCAUCCUCCUCCUGCUCAUCUUCUUCCUGGAGAUUCUGUCCAUCAUGCUUUUCUUCAUCUACCAAGAUGAGAUUGAUCACUACGCCCAGAGGGAUCUGAAGAAGGGGCUCCAGCUCUUCGGCACAGAGGGCAACGUGGGUUUGACCAACGCCUGGAUGAUAGUACAAACUGAUUUUCGCUGCUGUGGAGUCACCAACCACACAGACUGGUUUGAGGUUUACAACACCACCCGUGUGCCAGACUCCUGCUGCCUGGAGUACAGCGACAACUGUGGCCUGGACAACCCAGGAACAUGGUGGACGGCGCCGUGCUACGAGCGGGUAAAGGACUGGCUUAAUGAGAACCUGGUGGCACUCUGGAUCUUUGCUCUAUGCACAGCACUUACUCAGAUCCUGGGCCUGGUCUUCUCCAUGACAAUGUUCUGUCAGGCAGUGAAAGUGGAAACCUUCUACGCCUAGCAGUUGACCUCUCUGCCAUUCAGCACUCUUGGAUUGUUUUACAUCAGAGAGGGAGAGAUAUAGACCCACCCUCGUCCUCUUCCUCCUCCUCUUCCUUCUCCUUCUCCUCCUCCCUGAACAGACUCUUUUCUCCAACGCUUGUCCUCUCUGUGACAUUCGCUCUCGGAUGUCACUGGUUCACAGUUUAUCCUCUAACUAUCAACAAGCACAGUGUCAGUGUAAUACCUGAGUUGGUUCCUAUGGUUUGCUCUGUGUCAAAAGCUAAUUUCUGUGAUACAUUUUAUGAAGCAGUAUUAUGAACAUGUAUAAAAAAAAAAAACAAAACAAGUGUAACCCUUUUUUAAUAUGUGUUUCGUUUUAAAUUAUUUCAUGGUUUGUAUGUGUUUUCAAAAUGAGAGCUACAGUUGGGAUAGUGCACUGUGAAGUGCUGCAAGUGCAUGUCUCCUGCGAUGGUGUGUAAUAAACGUUUUGGCUCGACUAAACAGCACACGUCAUCUUGUCUUGUCGCUGAAGGGGUUUGUGUGUAAUCCAGCUGCUGACACCCUG